Xenopus laevis (African clawed frog) is the source of this 1609-nucleotide messenger RNA. Its product is annotated as transcriptional regulator Erg-like. The coding region runs from base 423 to 1184 and encodes 253 amino acids. The record is from RefSeq and is a predicted model, not a curated record. Lineage: Eukaryota; Metazoa; Chordata; Amphibia; Anura; Pipidae. The transcript has 7 exons.
CAAUUUCCUCCAAGUUUAUAUUUCACAGCGUCGACUCCAGUAAUUUUUUUCCCUUGUUUCUGUUUCCUUCUUCGUUUUGAAUCUUACUAUUGGUUUCACUUUCUACUGAACAAUUUGCACUGUCCUUUCACGGAGACUCAUGGCAGGGUUGGGAAACAUCUGAAUCUAUUUCUAGAAUUGCGACUCAUUUUAUUUAGGCAGACCUUGCUUGGGACAGAUAUUUUUUUGGUUGGUGAGCUGUUUGUGUGUAGUUACUCAUAUGAUAUGGGGAGAAAGGCUGACAUUUGGGCAGCAGAGCCUUAGCGAUCUUUAGGGAAGAGACUGUGUAUUUGCCCUAGCUUGUGCCUUGAUUUUUUUUUUUUUAGCUUGCCAAGCUCUCUUCUCCAGCAAAAAGUAAGGGAUAACUAAAGAAUUCUUUGGAUAUGUCAGGAAAUGGAAACGCUCAGUCAUCUUAUAGGAAUGAGGCAAGGCUGCAAGCCAGUUUGUCAAGUACUGUAUCACUACUAGAGGGAUCAACUUACAGUUUGACAGACACAGAUUUUUCUUUAAUUGAAGACGUGAUUGAAGACAUGAUUUUUAAGGUGCCAGGAAGUCUUAGAAUACAUCCGUCCCUGUGGAGCAAAGACGAUGUUAUUGAGUGGCUUAGAUGGGCAGAGAAGGAAUGCUCACUGAGGAGAACUGAUGAUAAGAAAUUUGUAAUGAAUGGCAAAGCCUUAUGCAUUCUUACUAAGGAGGACUUCAAGAAGCGUUCUCCUAGCUCAGGUGAUGUUCUAUAUGAAUUACUAAAACACAUUAAGACUCAUAGAAAAGCACUAGUGAACCAUCCGUUCAUUAGCAAAUCACUUAUAAAUAUGGAUUAUCUACAACUACAUAAAGGUCCCAAAAGAGGUGUUACUGCUCCAAGCCCAGGGCAUGUGUGGGGAAAUCCAUCGGAGGGGGUGUUGCCAUCACCCAGCACUAAAGACACAGAUAGAAGGAAUACAGAUAUAUUGAAGAAAAAGACACAAACUAAGAGUCACACUGCAGACAUUAUAAGAUGCCACAGUAAAUCCCAAGACUUUCCUGUGACUGACGCUCAGCAGGGACCACUAAACCUUUCUCAUAGAUUGCACAGACUUCCUGAAUCAGAGAACAGAAAUGAAUACUCUGCAGCACAUGUGGAGAAACCCAGAACAGGUAUUUGAAGAUUUCAUACCCUGUACAGCUCGGAUGGAUCAGUGAGCAGGGCAUGGUGAGGCAGAAGUCUUUUCUAAUGAACCGCUCGAAACACGUGCAAGUCCAUUUCUAGAAAAUCCAUGGCCUUUGUGUUCUAACAAAAUGUGCUUUUUCUAUGCAUGUGAUUUGGUCGGAAUGAUGGAUCCUACAACGCACUAGAUUUUUUUUUCCUGAUACUGGCACAUUGAAACUGCAGAGCUAAUGAAUAAGAAGUAUGGAUUUCGUGGCCACGGGGAGCCUUUUUUACUGGAGAGCAUUCGUAAGAUCUCUUUCCACACUCAUGAACAAUCAAGGACUGAAAAUAUUCCAUUAGGAAUUUGAAAGUUAUUUAGCUUUUUAUUAAGCAGCUCUCCAGUUUGCAAUUUCAGCAAUUUGGGGUCCAAAUUACCCCAGC